Messenger RNA from Acaulospora morrowiae, 617 nucleotides. Lineage: Eukaryota; Fungi; Glomeromycota; Glomeromycetes; Diversisporales; Acaulosporaceae. The record is from the annotation of a GenBank genome assembly.
CAAAGUUUUUGGUAUCAUGGAAGUUCAAUCGCCUCCCUCAGGGACUCGUCAUCAUAGCCGACGAUUAUCCGUUGACUUCUUACACGAACGGGAUGUUUCUGUUGCCAGCAUAGAUACUUUUGCCGAAGAAAAUUAUUAUACCGACCGUAAUGUUGAGACAUACGCAGGUACAUCCAAUAUGUUAGGAGCCUCAAAAAAGGAAAAUAACGAAUCCGCCAUGUCAUCAUUUUUGAGACAACAAGUAGUUUCAUUGUUCGGUGGUGGAGGGAACAAUUCAUUCAUGAGUAAUGAUUCAGCAGAGAAGUCAGGUGACGUUGUAGGAUCUUCAAGUACGAAGACGAAAUAUAAGACUUCGCAGACCGGUCACUCAAAUGAAGAAUCGGUCAUGAAGCAUCAUCAAACACGUCGUGUCGCAAGCCUUGACAGUGACAAUAUCCCACACAAAAAUCGACGAAGCCUUAUUGCCGAGAGGGGCUUAUUAACAGAUGCAUCAAAUACCAUAAGAUCAACAUCUUCGGCAACCAUUCAAUACAUCGGUUCCGAUGGAACUACCACAUCUCAAUCAUUAGCUGCAGCGCCACCACCGCCAAUAACCACCACCACUCCAAGACAGUUAC